AUGAAGUCGUUUGUCACCACAGUCAUCGCGAGCUCUUUUCUGAGUCUCGGACUCGCCAACCCCGUCAACGUGACUGAGCGUGCUCCUGGUGGCGGUGUUUAUCUAUGCCCCGGCGCCAACUGGACACCAUCAAAUCUAUGCCAGCACAUUGACAUGACAAAUGGCGGCUGCUGGACAAUCCCAUGGCAGACUCUGGGAUCAAUCGGUCCCGACGCGGGCUGGGUGUGCUCCAUGUUUGUUGAGCCCAACAACUGCGUCUACAGCUCUGGCAACCUCAACUCUGGCGGCAUCUAUACUCCUGGCGUUGCCGACUUGACAACCUGGAACGAUGGCUUCACUGGGAAAUGGAACGGAUACUGGUUUACCGAUGCAAAGACCGUCCAGUGCGAAUAUGCUUAG
Trichoderma atroviride IMI 206040 is the source of this 399-nucleotide messenger RNA. RefSeq lists its product as uncharacterized. Lineage: Eukaryota; Fungi; Ascomycota; Sordariomycetes; Hypocreales; Hypocreaceae. The record is from RefSeq and is a predicted model, not a curated record.